CUCUCUCUUGCAUAUCCCAUCAGUCAUCACGCAUUAUAAAUCUUUAACCAACAAUCUUUUCUUCUAUUGGCAGCAUAAAAAGCCUGCUUCUCUGCUUCCUUAAAAAACUAAAACUCCUUAAACAUCACCAAACUCCUGCAAUCUCAACCAUUCUCACCAAUACAUAGUACUCUACAAACACUUCAACAAAAAUGUCACCAACAUGUAAAAGCCUUAGCUCAAACCUUAAAACAAACAUGCUAUCAGAGGAGCUAAGAGUUCAAGGAAGAUUGGCCUUUCCAAUGGUGUUGAUGAAUUUAGCUUGGUUUGCCAAAACAGCUAUCACAACAGCAUUUUUGGGUCGACUCGGUGAGCUUAGCUUGGCGGGCGGUGCACUUGGGUUCACUUUCGCGAAUGUUACGGGCUUCUCGGUCUUGAAUGGUUUAUCUGGUGCCAUGGAGCCUAUUUGUGGACAGGCUCAUGGUGCUAAAAACGUGAGACUCCUUCAUAAGACUCUUCUCAUGACAAUUAUGUUGUUGCUAUUGGUAACAAUUCCUGUUACUUUUAUGUGGCUUCAUAUUGACAAAAUUUUGAUUCAUUUUGGACAACAAAAAGAGAUAUCGACUGUGGCUGGAACUUUUGUUUAUUAUCUCGUACCUGAUUUGUUUGUUAUGUCAUUCUUGUGUCCCUUAAAAGCUUAUUUGAGUUCUCAGAGUAUCACUCUUCCUACCAUGUUUAGUUCUGGUGUAGCACUUGCUUUUCAUGUUCCUGUUAACAUCUUACUCUCGAAAACCAUGGGUUUAAAAGGGGUUUCCAUGGCUGUUUGGAUAACUGAUCUUAUUGUUGUGAUUCUUCUGGCCAUUUAUGUUGUGAUUCUGGAGAAUCGAAUGGAUACCACGUGGAAAGAAGGAGGAUGGUGGGAUCAGAGUGUUAUGGAUUGGAUUAGGCUGAUCAAGCUUUGUGGAUCUUGUUGUCUUAACACAUGUAUGGAGUGGUGGUGCUAUGAGAUUCUUGUUUUGCUUACUGGCCACCUCGCAAACGCUAAGCAAGCGUUGGGAGUUUUAACCAUUGUGUUAAACUUCGACUAUUUGCUUUUCUCGGUGAUGCUGUCAUUGGCCACUUGUGUUUCAACCCGUGUCUCGAACGAGCUUGGCGCGAAUGAAGCUGACCGUGCUUACCGGUCUGCGCGUGUGUCUCUAGGAAUAGGUUUUAUCGCGGGAUGUACUGGAAGCUUGGUGAUGGUGGCUGCAAGGGGAGUUUGGGGACAAGUUUUCAGCCAUGAUAGAGGGAUUAUUAAAGGAGUGAAGAAGACAAUGUUGUUGAUGGCACUAGUGGAAUUAUUUAAUUUUCCAUUGGCAGUUUGUGGAGGCAUAGUUCGAGGGACAGCUCGACCUUGGUUGGGUAUGUAUGCAAGUCUAGGGGGGUUUUAUUUCUUGGCUCUGCCCCUUGGUGUUGUUUUUGCCUUCAAGCUUCGUCUUGGCCUUGUUGGACUCUUCUUUGGACUUCUUACUGGUAUUGUAGCUUGCUUGUCGCUUUUGUUAGUUUUUAUUGCUAGGAUAAAGUGGGUGGAAGAAGCUGCCAAGGCACAAAUAUUAACAAGUUCCGGUGUCAAAGAAGUUCCUUAUAAUGUGGCGGAAAUACAAAUUGGGCGUCAUGAAAAUGAUAAAGUGUAAAAUAUUAGUUCAAAAUUAUCUAUGUAUUAUGCGUGUGAUCAAACACUUGGCAAGGACGAAUAAGACACGUCUCAACCAUGCAUAACAAAAAUAGAUCAGAUUUUGCAACGGUUCAAUUGCUUGUAAAACCCAUUUCUAGAAAAUAUCGCUAAAAGAUAACAAUGGUCAUUCCAACCCAUAUGGGUUCUUAGCCAUUUUAGAUCA
Molecule: messenger RNA, 1856 nt
Organism: Vicia villosa (hairy vetch)
Lineage: Eukaryota; Viridiplantae; Streptophyta; Magnoliopsida; Fabales; Fabaceae
Product: protein DETOXIFICATION 56
Exons: 1
Coding region: 192-1652 (486 amino acids)
Biological process (GO): xenobiotic detoxification by transmembrane export across the plasma membrane
Cellular component (GO): membrane
Molecular function (GO): xenobiotic transmembrane transporter activity; antiporter activity
Source: RefSeq, a predicted model, not a curated record